UUACGAACCCGUCAAACAAAUUCAAUGACCCAGAAGCCGAUCACACUAAACAUCUCUCUCUCUCACUCUUUUCUCUCUAGUGUAUGCUCUUACUCAUGCCAGUAUCUUCUUGACCUGCUCAGAAAUGGCGUCGAAAGGGAAGGGAAUAGCCGACGGUAACGAUUCAUUCGGAAAGAGAAAACGAGACGACGGUAAUGGUGGUAAAAGCAAGAGAAAUCGCAGCAUUCUACAGUUCUUCGAAGACACUGCCGUUGAAGAUGGCGGUGCCAGCGAUAGCGGCAGCGAUGACUUUUUUGAUGAUGAUUUCUUGGCCGAUUAUUUAGAGGAUCCUAAAGUCAAAAGUGAGCCUGGAAAAUUUGUUCAGGUCCCUUUUAUCCCUAAAGAAGAAGAGUUGAGUGGUGAUGAACUGGAGAAAAUGAUAACAGAGCGUUAUAGGAGGGGGUAUGUUAGGUAUGCUGAAGAUGAUAAUGAGUCUAAAAGAUCUGUAGACAAUAGUGAACUUAUGCCUUCUGGGGAACCGACCAUCUGGAAGGUUAAAUGUAAGGUUGGGCGAGAAAAAAAUACUGUGUUUUGCCUGAUUCAAAAGUAUGUAGAUUUGAAAGUCUUAGGAACAAAGCUGCAGAUAAUAUCUGCAUUUGCUGUGGAGCACAUUAAAGGAUUUGUAUUUGUUGAAGCAGAAAGGCAGUCUGAUGUAGCAGAGGCAUGUAACCAGCUUGCUGAUGUAUACUUUAGCCUUGUAACACCUGUACCGCCAAAUGAAGUUGGUCACCUCUUGGUUGUUAAAAAGAGGUAUCAUGAAGUCAAAGAGGGUUCAUGGGCACGGGUAAAGAAUGGAAUCUACAGGGGUGACUUAGCACAGGUGGUGGCUAUCAACAAUGAGCGAAAAAGAGCAACAGUUAAGUUGAUCCCAAGAAUUGAUUUGCAGGCUCUUACAGCAAAAUAUGGUGGUGGUGCAAAUUCAAAGAGAACAAAGGGAACUGUACCAGCAGCAAGAUUGAUAAGCUCAUGUGAUCUGGAGGAGUUUCGACCUCUCAUACAAUACAGGCGUGAUCGCGACACUGGAAAAAUGUUUGAAUUUCUUGAUAGCCUGAUGCUGAAAGAUGGGUUUUUGUAUAAGAAAGUAUCCAUUGAUUCUUUGAGUUUUUGGGGUAUUAAUCCCACACAAGAUGAACUUCAGAAGUUCACGAUUUCCAGCAAUGAUGAUUCUGGUAAUCUGGAGUGGCUUUCACAACUUUAUGGAGAGCCAAAGAAAAAGUCAAUUGUGAAUAUUGAUAAAGGAGGUGGUAAGGGAGGUGGUAAAGGAGAGGGUUCAUCUGGAUCUCAUGAGCAAUCUAGCUUUGAAGUCCAUGAUCUUGUUCAUUUUGGGAAAAGAGAUUUUGGUAUGGUUGUAGGCAUAGAGAAGGAUGAGAGCUACAAGAUUUUAAAAGAGGGUUUAGAAGGACCAGCGACAUUGAAUCUAGGACAAAAAGAUUUGAAGUAUGUGCCUCUAGAGAAGAAAUUUACAGCUUUAGAUCAUCGUAUGAAGACAAUAUCAACAAAUGACACUGUCAGAAUUGUAGAGGGACCCAUCAAGGGACGGCAGGGAAUUGUGAAGCAAGUUUACAGGGGGAUCAUUUUUUUAUAUGAUGAAGAUGACUUGGAUAAUGCUUAUUUCUGCACAAAAUCCCAGAUGACUGAGAAAGUGAAGCAUUCUGUCACUGCUUGUCUUGGAAAGGAUGACGGAGGGCCAUCGUGCUUUGAAGAUGUUCCUUCCUCUCCUAAGUCACCUUUGUCUCCUCAAAAACCAUGGCAGAGAGGAAAUAAUGCUGAUGCAGAUCAGACCGAAAAAGAUGGAAUAUUCUCUGUUGGUCAGUCAGUAAGAAUUCGAAUUGGUCCCUUAAAGGGAUAUCUCUGCCGUGUCUUAGCCGUUCGUUAUUCUGAUGUCACUGUGAAACUGGAUUCCAAACAUAAGGUUCUUACAGUUAAACGAGAGCAUCUUUCUGAGGUUCGUGGAAAGAAUUCGGCCUCAGCAAUUGGAGAUCAUCCAGAAACGAGUUCUCCAUUUAAACCAUUCGAUUUACUUGGCACUGAAGGCAACACGAACGAUUGGUUACCACAAGCUAGCAGUUCAACAAUUGGUGAUGGUUGGAAUGUUGGAGGGUUGUCAAGUGAAAGGAGUGCUUGGCCUGCCUUUCCGUCCUCUGGUGCUUCGCUUCAAGCAGGUACUGCUGCAAAUGAUCUACCUUCUUCUGCUGAAGAUACUGCUUGGCUCAGUAAAGUUGCUGUCAGUGAUGAAACAGCUGUUGGUUGGGGGAAAGGAAAAGCCCCUGUUGGAGAUCAUGGAAACUCAUGGAGCGUUGGUGGAUGCAGUUCAAGUCAAGAAAAAGCAGAUAAUGAGACUGACCCAUGGAUGCAGGGACAAAAAAAUGCAAAUGCAAGUGGUUGGUUGAGUCAAAGUGCUGAGAAGGGCCAGCCUGAUUCUUGGGACAGUGGAAAACGUACUGAUGAGCAAGGAGGUUGGAACAAUAUUGGUUCAUCUGGUGACCCUGGAUCUUCUGGCUGGGGUAAACAGAAAACAUGUACAAAAAGUGCAUCUUGGGGCAAUGGUUCGGAAUCCGGUGAACAGAGCCUUGGUAAAGCAGGUGGGGUUGCAUCAGCUGAACCUAAGUGCCCUAGUGCUCCAGCUGAAGAUUCUUGGGGUAAAGCAGCAGAUGGGUGGGGCACAAAGAAUACAUCAAGUAAGAUCAGCGGAUGGGGUAGCACAGCAGCUGUUUCGCAGUCUCAAGCUGUGGAUUUGGCUGAAACAAAUACGGGCUGGGGCCAAAAAGAUGGGCAAAAUGUAUCUGUUCCAUCUGAGGAUCCUUGGGGAAAAGUGGUAGAUAAGAAGGGCGACCAGGGUAAUUCAAACAGAGGAAAUGGAUGGGGAAGCUCUGUUAAUAAUCCAUUCUGUCAUAACAAAGGAUGGGAGACUAGGUCUGGGGGUUUUACAAACUCACAAGAGCAAAAUACAGAUACUCGUGGGAGGGUUUCUGCUGGGUGGAAGAGUGGUGGAGAUGGUGCAGGGGGCAGUUGGAGCAGAGGAUUUGGUGCUGAUAAUAAAGGUGGAAAUGACUCCUGGGGGCAAGCAAAGAACUUCGAGGAUAAUAGAGGAUUAAACAGGGGCCGUGGCCCAAGUGGGAGGGGUCGUGGCCGUGAUCAAUAUGGAAGAGGAAGAGGAAUAUCAUUUGACAAAGAUCAAUUUUCUGGAUUUGGUAAUGACAAUCAAGAUAAUUAUUCUUCUGGAAACAAAGGCUGGAAGGACCAGCCUGGGCCAUCUUGGGGAAAUUCAUCUGUAGAGAAUGAUGGACUGGCAAGUAGUUGGGACAAGGGCAAAAGCUGGAGUGACAACAAGGGGGAUGGCUGCAAAGGGUGGAAUAAGUCGAACGAACCUGAUAAGAAUGGUGGUGGUUGGUCUUCAGAAAAAAGUUCUCUACAAACUGGUUGGAAUGGUACCUCAAGGAACUCUGAAAGUGAUCAAGAGCCUGGUUGGGGGCAAGGAUCAGGUGGGAGAAGAGGAGGCAGAGGUUUCCGUGGAGGCCGUGAUCAAUCUGGUAGAGGUGGUGGUGGUAGAUCAGGUGGUCGAGGGCAAUUUCCAAGCUGGAAAAAUGAAGGCCAAGGUGGUACAUCUUGGGGAGGUGGUAGUGACGAUAAAACAGGUGGAGAUAAACGCGGUUGGAGCAGAGGAAGGGGUACUAAUGGGGGUGGGGAAGACAGUGGAUGGGGAAAGCCAGGUGUAGGUAGUUCUUGGGGAACUGGAAGUGGUGAUAAAACAAGUGGAGAUAAAAGUAGUUGGAGCAAAGGAUUUAAUACUGGUAGGGAAGAUGAAGGAUGGGGGAAACCAAGUGAAGGUGGAUCAUCUUGGGGAGACAAGAGCAGUGAUAAACCAAGUGCAGGCGGAUCGUCUUGGGGUGGCAGAAGCAGUGAUGAACCGAGUGCAGGAGAAUCAUCUUGGGUAGUAAAAAGCAAUGGUAAACCAAGUGCAGGCGGAUCGUCUUGGGGAGGCAGAAGCAGUGAUGAAUCAAGUGCAGGCGGAUCAUCUUGGGGAGGCAAGAGCAGUGGUAAACCAAGUGCAGGCGGAUCGUCUUGGGGAGGCAAGAGUAGUGAUAAACCAAGUGCAGGCGGAUCAUCUUGGGGAGGCAAGAGCAGUGAUAAACCAAGUGCAGGCGGAUCAUCUUGGGGAGACAAGAGCAGUGAUAAACCAAGUGCAGGCGGAUCGUCUUGGGGAGGCAGAAGCAGUAAUGAUCCAAGUGCCGGCGGAUCGUCUGGGGGAGGCAGAAGCAGUGAUGAACCAAAUGCAGGCAGAUCGUCUUGGGGAGGCAGAAGCAGUGAUGAACCAAGUGCAGGUGGAUCAUCUUGGGGAGACAAGAGCAGUGAUAAACCAAGUGCAGGCGGAUCGUCUUGGGGAGGCAGAAGCAGUGAUGAACCAGGUGCUGGCGGAUUGUCUUGGGGAGGCAAGAGCAGUGAUAAACCAAGUGCAGGCGGAUCGUCUUGGGGAGGCAGAAGCAGUGAUGAACCAAGUGCAGGCGGAUCAUCAUGGGGUGGCGGGAGCAGUGAUAAAACAAUUGUUGACAAUAGCACAGGAGGCAGUAGCAAGGGCUGGGGCAAUGGUAAUGAAGCAGAAGAAGAGGAUGGGAAUAAGGCAAGUGGAGGUGGUUCAUCUCGGGGUAGUGGAGGCAAUAAUAAAAAAAGCGGCUGGGGUAAUGAUGUAUCUAAGAAUGCAGGUCAAGGUGGAUCUUGGGGAAAUUAAUGGUCUGACUAUAGAUGUGAUGCCGAAGGUUGGGGAAACUAGCUUUCAGUUUGUAGUCACUCUUCUUACUUAAGGACUAACCUUGUUAUUUUGUAAAUUACAUUGUGUUAUCUGGUCAGCGUCUAGGUACUGUACCAUGUUUUCUGGCAAUGUAAAUAAUUAUACUCAAGAUUCAUCUUACUCUGGUGGUCUUAGCCGUUCCACUCGAGCAAAUCUUGUGUGCUUUAAAUUUGAAGAUUUGAUCAAACCUCGAGCAUAUCUUGUGUGCUUCA
Molecule: messenger RNA, 5037 nt
Organism: Chenopodium quinoa (quinoa)
Lineage: Eukaryota; Viridiplantae; Streptophyta; Magnoliopsida; Caryophyllales; Amaranthaceae
Product: protein RNA-directed DNA methylation 3-like
Exons: 19
Coding region: 125-4765 (1546 amino acids)
Biological process (GO): regulation of DNA-templated transcription elongation; translation; regulation of transcription by RNA polymerase II
Cellular component (GO): DSIF complex; ribosome
Molecular function (GO): structural constituent of ribosome; mRNA binding
Source: RefSeq, a predicted model, not a curated record